Messenger RNA from Pseudozyma hubeiensis SY62, 924 nucleotides. RefSeq names its product likely exosome component Ski6p. Lineage: Eukaryota; Fungi; Basidiomycota; Ustilaginomycetes; Ustilaginales; Ustilaginaceae. Gene Ontology annotation, cellular component: nuclear exosome (RNase complex); cytoplasmic exosome (RNase complex); nucleolus. Gene Ontology annotation, biological process: poly(A)-dependent snoRNA 3'-end processing; nuclear mRNA surveillance; U4 snRNA 3'-end processing. The transcript has 2 exons. The record is from RefSeq and is a predicted model, not a curated record. The coding region runs from base 1 to 924 and encodes 307 amino acids.
AUGAGAAGGAAGAUUUCGAACAAACUUGCUCCACAAUACUUUCUGCAUCAUCAUCGACAACGACGACGAUCACUACCACUUCAGUUCACCAGAGUCGCAAGGAUGUCAAGGGUCGAGCUGCUCAACGCCGGAGGCUUCCGAGUCGACGGGCGCAAGCAGUACGAACUCAGAUCCAUCGCCAUCCAGCUCGGAGGCUCCCAAGACACCUCCGCCGACGGUUCCGCUCAAAUCACACAGGGACUCACCAUCGUAUCAGCAACCGUCUUUGGUCCACGAGAAGCUCGCACCGGAGCCAACGUCAUCCACGAUCGCGCCUCGGUCAACGUCGAAGUAUCACUAGCACCCUGGGGAUCGAUGGAACGCCGACGACGCAAUCGAGGCGAUCGUCGACUCCUCGAGUUCGCCAGCUCCAUCAAGUCCACCUUCGAGCCCGUCAUCCACACCCACCUCUACCCACGCUCGCAGAUCGACAUCUUCGUCCAAGUACAUCAGCAGGAUGGAGGUGUACUACCGGCGGCGAUCAAUGCAUCUACGCUGGCGCUUUUGGAUGCGGGCAUUGCGAUGCAGGACUUUGUCUCUGGUGUGUCGUGCGGGAUCCAUUCGACGUCGGCGAUGCUGGAUCUGAGCAAUACGGAGGAGCAGGAUCUGCCCCACGUCACGGUAGCGGUGUUGCCACGGACGAAGCAGGUCACGCUGGCCUCGCUCGAGACGAGGUUACAUGUAGAAAGGUUCGAGCAGAUCUUUACGCUGGCGAUCGAGGCGGCAGCGGUAUUGCAUAACGAGAUGGAGAUGGCGGUGAGGGAUAGGACAAAGACGUUGGUGCAGGCUAUGACGGGCAAGACGGUAGAAUCGACCUCGGUGGUCGAUCAUGACGAUGACGGCGAGCUCGAUGGACGCAACCACGACGACAUGACGCUCGCGUGA